This is a messenger RNA of Pangasianodon hypophthalmus (striped catfish), 3793 nucleotides long. It is a transcript of the gene usp37, whose product is annotated as ubiquitin specific peptidase 37. The record is from RefSeq and is a predicted model, not a curated record. The transcript has 24 exons. Gene Ontology annotation, cellular component: cytosol; nucleus. Lineage: Eukaryota; Metazoa; Chordata; Actinopteri; Siluriformes; Pangasiidae. The coding region runs from base 253 to 3066 and encodes 937 amino acids. Gene Ontology annotation, molecular function: cysteine-type endopeptidase activity; cysteine-type deubiquitinase activity. Gene Ontology annotation, biological process: protein deubiquitination; G1/S transition of mitotic cell cycle.
CCCGCCAUUACUCCAACAACAACAUAACACUGGGCCGCCGCAUGCCGGCAAAAUUUAGUCCACGGCACAUAGUUAGACCAUUUUGGAGAGUUACUUGGGCUUAUUUUUUUUUUCAAGAGUUUUCCCUGAGCUUUUUUAAGCCUUGAAGAAGGCUUUUUUUUUUUUUUUUGGGAGGGACACUGGACUUAUCUGUUCAUCCUCAAAGCCGUUUGAGAGCCGCACGUUUCAGCGCCCCGUCCACUCGCCGCACUAAUGGCCGUCGCAUUGCCGAAGCUGAGCAGUGGUGGCGCUGUCCGCAUCCGCUUCACCAGCCUGGACGUGGGCACGACCAAAUGGAGAGAGGGAGUAUUUGAGGUCCACGAGAGAGACAACAAAAGCAAUCUAGUGUUGAAAUUUAACAGUGGUGGAGCGCCAAAAUAUUUCCAGUUGAACCACAAUGUGAAGACUGUUGUUUUGGGGCCCAUACACAGUCAAAACCGCUUGUCGCUGACACUGAAGGACUCGAAUGUUGUCAUUUUGGAAAGAUUGCCCAUCACGGUCGCAAAAAAACUGAAGGAAUAUCUGGAGAUGAUUAAACAAGGGAAGCCAACAGCUUAUAAAACAAAUCAGGGAAGUGCCAGUUUUGGAUUAGUUCUUGGGAACCGAACAACACAGAACGACCCAGGUUUAUCUACAUCAGAAAAGCAGAUAACCCCACGCAGAUCAAGUUUGGACAACAGAGAAGAGAGCACGCCACGAAAGCCUCUUGGGAGUCCAAGCAGAGUCACAUCAACACCUGUACGCAGUGGACUAUCAGAAAACAGGAGCGAGAAAAGGAAAAGGUUGAUGAACUCUGAUACUGAUUUAAAUGAGGACUACCCCAAAGAGAAUGAUUCCUCUAGCAACAAUAAGGCCAUUUCAGACACUUCCAGGAAGUUUCUGCUCAGUUACAAAGAAAAACUGAAGCAGUCUGAGGAGAACAGGGCUUCAGCAGCUCCCCUUGGCUCUGCACCCCUUCAACCAUCAUCCUUUUAUGGCAGUAGAACAGGAACUAAAGAUUACACACAAACACAUUCCCUACUGGACAGGCCUGCCAGCACAAACCAGUCACCUGCAGCUAAAAGAAGCCUGGUGCUGCCCAAUCACUCCACUCCCUUUAAGAAAGUCCGCUCGUCUCUGGAUUAUGGAGGAUGGAACAAGCUGAGACCGUCUGCUCUUACUCAGCCUCAGGCUCCAUUGCAAGGAUUCUCCAACUUGGGAAACACUUGCUACAUGAAUGCCAUACUGCAAUCACUGUUCAGCCUGCCGUCUUUUUCAAAUGACCUGUUAAAACAGGGUAUUCAGUGGAAGCGGGUUCCUAUGAAUGCUCUUCUGAGGCGCUUUGCUCACCUUCUUUUGAAAAAAGACAUUUCAUCUCCAGAGGUGAAGAAAGACUUGCUGAGGAGGGUGAAGAAUGCCAUUUCCUCCACCGCCGAACGUUUUUCUGGGUACAUGCAAAAUGAUGCCCAUGAGUUCCUGAGCCAGUGUCUGGAUCAGCUAAAGGAAGAUGUGGAGAAGGUUAAUAAGAGCUGCAGGAGCGAUUCUUCAGCCUGGGAUGAGCCCCAGGGCACGCGACUUAUGGAGGACAUGGAUACCUCACGCAUAUACACAUGUCCUGUUACCGUCAACAUGGAGUUUGAAGUGCAACACACAAUCACUUGCAAAAGCUGUGGGGAGGUGAUAACAAAACGUGAACAGUUCAAUGACCUGUCAAUUGACCUGCCUCGCAAAAAGAAAACCCUUCCUCUAAGAUCCAUCCAGGAUUCACUGGAUCUUUUCUUCAGGAUGGAAGAAAUUGAAUAUUCGUGUGAGAAAUGUAACGGGAAAUCUGCGGGUGUCACACACAAAUUCAGCAGACUUCCCAGGGUGCUGAUUCUUCAUCUGAAACGGUACAGUUACAACGCACAGCUGUCUCUGAACAGCAAGCUGGGGCAGCAGGUCCUAAUUCCAAAGUACCUCACUCUUCUCUCCCACUGUACAGAGAAUACGCGGCCCCCACUCAGCCUGGGCUGGAGAGUCCAAACUGCCCUGUCUAGAACACUGAAAAUGUCACAAUCUGUGAACAGCUCCACGCUACGAAAAGGUUCAGUAAAAUGUGAAAACACGGGAAGCAUCAUAUGUGACUCAGACAGUGAUGAGGAAUUGAUUAGGAAAGUUGGCCGCAAACAUCGUCUGAGUGAAUGUCUCACAGAUGAUGACAGGACAGAGGAGGUUCAGCAAAGUAGUCACAUGGAUCAAACAGAAUUCACAGGCAUGAAUGAUGACGAAAUGCUGGCCGCAGUUCUUGAGAUGAGUCGUCAUGAUGCUGGCCCCAAUAUUGAUGAACCAACUAGCAGCCCUGACACAGGGUUUGGAGAUACAGAUGCUCAGGAGCUCACUCAGCAUUUGGAUCUUAUGGAAGGAGACAAAGCAUCUGGAGACAUGCCUGGCUCUUUGGACCUGACCAUGGAUGACAACAAAGAGAACCAGACUCCAGAUGGUGGCCAGGGUGAGUUGGACUGGGCACAGCAGUACAGUUUGGACCAAGAGCGUGAGGAGCAGGAGUUACAGCAGGCCCUUGCUCAGAGUCUCCAGGAACAUGAGGCAAGGGAGAUGAGAGAGGAUGAUGAUCUGAAGAGAGCGACAGAGCUCAGCUUGCAAGAAUUCAACAACUCUCUUCCGGAUCUUCUGUGCUCUGAUGAUGACUCGGGAAAUGAGGAUGCUCUUGAAAUGGAGUACAGUGAAGCAGAAGCUGAGGAGUUGAAGAGAAAUGCUGAGACUGGCGAGCUUGCCAACUCCUUCCGGCUCAUCAGCGUGGUCAGUCACAUCGGGACCAGCUCAUCCUCAGGCCACUACAUAAGUGACGUUUAUGAUAUGAAGAAGCAGUCCUGGCUCACCUACAAUGAUUUAGAUGUGUCCCGUACACAGGAGUCCACCGUUCAAAGAGACAGAGACAGGAGUGGAUACAUAUUCUUCUACAUGCACAAGAACGUGUUUGAGGAGUUGUCAGAAGUGGAGAAAGCAGGAGGAGGCACUGAUGCUAGCCGCACAGUUCUGCAACCUUUAUAAGUACUGUAGCUUUGUACAUCAGGCUUCAACUGGAGUCCUGCGCUGUGGCGAUGAACGGAUGAGCUUAGCCUAGGGUGGAAAUGACACCUCCGUCCAAUACUACUGAUCACCACACACACCCACCCCUCUUUCAGGCACUUUCUUCUGUUUUUUUUCUGCUUUCUUUUCCCUUCUGUGAGACUCUGUUGCUGUUUCUAGAGUGUCUGAUAUUAAUGUUCUUUAAGUCCAUGUAGAUAUAAAGGUUUAUGGCAAAAGGUAAACAAAAUAAAUAAAAUUAAGAAACUGGAAGCAUUUUGGGUUGCUGAAAGGUAUGACGUUCAGCCUCGAGACAUUCUGUUUUGCCAGAUAUUUGCUGAAUAUGCCUUUAAUAAAGUCUCUUAGUGGAGAAGGAGACUUUAUGCAUUAAAUUCAGAGCAAAUGUUCGAGGGUCAGGAAGUGUUUGUCCCUCUUGAGCAGUUUCUUUUUCAAGUUUUCCAAAAUUCUUUAUUGAAUCUAUUGAAUAUAAAAGAUUUAUUCUUGUAUGUUUGAGUGAUGUUGGGCGUCUGUUUCAUGUUUUAUAUGCAGCUGAAAAUGUGGUGCAAUAUUUACUUUGCCUGUUGGCUUUUAUAUGUCUGUCCUAUAGCGAUGAGUGGGAGGGGAGUUCCAGUUUCUAUUCACAGCUUUACUGAUGACUGUUUAUUGCUAUUUUAAUCCUAUUUUAUAAAUACAAUUUAACAAGUUAAAUGAC